GUAAAACAGGGAAAUCAGUCAUUACAACAGGGAUGUCACAUGAGUAUAACAUCAUGCUUGUUCUCUCAGUAUUGAGUCAUCUAGCAGGCUCCAGGCCUCUCCCAUCACAAUGACCAACCAAACAGACUCUGUCAAUCCCAGCCACACUCUGUUUGACCGCUUUGUCCAGGCGCAGACGUGUAAAGAGACACAGCAGAACUUCAUCGAGCUCUGUCGCCACCUGGAGGUCGACCCCAGGGACUACAAGUACUUCUACAGUAAACUGAAGGACAAGCUCAACUACUGGAAAGCCAAAGAACUCUGGCAGAAGAUCGACAAGAGAGCCGACCAUCCGAACUAUGAACAGGGCAAGGCAUGUCACCAAAACAAGUGUUUAGUGUUGGGUGCGGGUCCCUGUGGUCUCAGGACAGCGAUCGAGUUGGUCCUACUGGGCGCUCAGGUGGUUGUGCUGGAAAAAAGAACCUCUUUCACUAGAAAUAACGUCCUGCAUCUGUGGCCCUACACCAUUAAAGACCUGCUAAACCUCGGUGCAAAGAAAUUUUAUGGAAGAUUCUGCAGCGGAUCCAUUCAUCACAUAAGUAUCCGUCAGCUGCAGUUGAUUCUGCUGAAGUUGGCCCUGAUUUUGGGGGUCGAGGUGCACACAGGCGUGACCUUUGAAGGUCUGCUUGAACCAUCAGGAUCCACAGGAUGGAGGGCAGGGGUGUCUCCUAAGUCUCACGCGGCUGCAGCUUUUCAGUUUGAUGUUUUUAUUUCCGCUGGAGGGGGAAGAUAUGUGCCAGAUGGUUUUAAGAUAAAGGAACUCAGGGGAAAGUUAGCCAUCGGUAUCACUGCAAACUUUGUAAACCGCCAUACUAAACAAGAGGCUCAGGUGCAGGAGAUCAGCGGCGUGGCCCGAAUAUACAACCAGAAAUUCUUUCAAGCACUUCAGUCUGAGAUCGGCGUUGAUCUAGAGAACAUUGUCUACUACAAAGAUGAUACCCACUAUUUUGUGAUGACUGCAAAAAAGGCGAGCUUGAUAAAGAAAGGAGUUAUAAAGCAGGACUUCUCUGAUGCCGAGCAGCUGCUCGCGUCUGCAAACAUUAACCAGGAGGCUCUGCAGGAGUACGCAUACGAUGCCGCCGACUUCUCCACAGAUCACAUGUUGCCGGACAUGGAGUUUGCGAAGAACCACGCGGGCCGCCCUGACGUGGCCAUGUUUGACUUCACCUCCAUGCACAGGGCAGAGAACGCCUCUCUGGUGAAGGAGAGGAAAGGGAAGAAACUGCUCAUCGGAUUGGUGGGAGACUCUCUAGUAGAGCCAUUUUGGCCUCUUGGCACUGGCAUUGCUCGUGGUUUCCUGGCUGCGCUUGACACGGCGUGGAUGGUCAGGAAUUGGGGAAAAGGUCUGCCACCCCUGGAGGUGAUCGCGGAGAGGGAGAGCGUGUAUCAGUUGCUCUCUCAAACCACUCCAGAGAACACCAGCAAGAACCACAUUGCCUACAGCAUCGAUCCAUCCACGCGUUACCCAAACGUCAACCUGUCCUCUAUACAACCCAGACAGGUCAAGCGUCUGUAUGAAGUAGAGGAUGAUGAGAGGAAACCGAACAAACAGAGGAAACCCAACAUAAAAAAUAAACCUAGAAAAGACUCUAUCAGACGUCUGGAGGAACUGCUGUCCUGGUGUCAGAAGAACACAGCGGGGUACGAGCACGUGAAGGUGAAAGAUCUGAGCGAGUCCUGGAGGUCUGGCCUGGCUCUCUGCGCUCUCAUCCACAACUUCAGACCUGAACUCAUUGACAUGUCUCGUCUAGAUGAAUAUAAUAUCACUGCGAACAAUAAGCUGGCCUUUGACAUCACGGAGAAAGAGUUUGGCAUCGCUCCCAUCAUGCGUGCCGCUGAUAUGACCACCUGCGGUAAAAUCGACCAGCUCUCAAUGGUGGUCUACCUCACACAGAUACGCACCGCUCUCACCGAGAAAGAUACACCAGGAGGACGCUGCAACAGCCUCUCGCCCAACAAUACCCUCUCGCUGUCCAGAACCCGCUCGGCCGUCUCCUUCCUCAACACGCUCAAGCGCAACUCCCUCCAGAGACGCAGGGACCGACUGGCAUCGGAGAAAGGACCAAGAAAGCAAAAGAUGAAGGAGAAAGAGGAGGAGAAGGAUGUGAAAGAGGAAAAAUGUGCGGCGCCGGUGGCACCGAUGUCCUCAGCAGAGACGUGUGGCAGUGAGCUCUGUUAUUUCUGCAAGAAGCAUCUGUACGUGCUGGAGAGAGGAAGCGCCGAGGGCAAGUUCUUCCAUCGCAGUUGUUUCAGCUGUUAUCACUGCGGCUCCACCCUGCGGCAGGGCGGAUACACUUUCCACUCCGACACGGGGAGAUUCUACUGUGAGGAGCACUCAGUGGCUGAGGAAGAGGAGGGUGAUGAAGGUCACCGAGGCUCACAGAAUCAUGUUGAGAAUAGUCAUAAUGAAGAGGAUGAUAAGGAAAAGACACACAAUGGUGAAACUGUAGAGAUGGCAUCCCCUCCUCCACAUGUCUCUGUGAGACGGAAGGGCUCAUAUAAGAUAUCUGUUGACCCUGACUUCGAAGAAUCGAAUGAGUGCCCUACUCCCACAGAGCAAGAUGACUAUCUGUCACCUGACCUUAAGGAAUCUCAUGAACCACACAAACCCUCAGAGCUCAAUCCAGAGAGCACAGGCAUUGAGAGCCAACAAAAUAACAGCAGCCAGUCCGUUCCAGUGCCAGCUCCGCGAAGUUCCAGAGUGCCGCUCCCAAAACCUCGCACUGUCCAUAACGUGGUGCCCGAACCCUCCAAUAUCCCAGAGGAACCUGAGGAAACUCAUCACGACCUCACGCCUCACUCCAAACCCAAGCCGUCCCUGCGCAAACUUCAGCUGAGCGAAGAGGAAAAAGCUGACCUUCUCAGCCAGGAUUCGGACUCUGAGACACCCGCCUCGUCUUCUGCUGCCUCCACCUCCUCUUCCUCCAAGCAGCAUGAAGGAGUCGAGGAGGAGGGAUACUGGAGCGGAGGCAUCGCUACAAAGAAGAGCUUGCAGAACCAGCUUAACCGUCGCUGCUUGAGAAGGAAGAGCGAACCUCCGCCCACCACCCAAUCGCAGCACGGAAAGACGCGCUCCAAGUUUUCCCCGUGGAAUCUGUCUUCACCACGGCUACAGCAGCGCUUCAGCGUCCUCCGAGUCGUACCUUCAGAACAAACUCAACCAGACCAUUAUGUAUCAGAAGAUGAUAACGAAGAAUGUGUUGACGACGACGAAGAAGAGGAUGAGGAGGAUCUUCAAGAAGCAGCACAUUUUUUGGAUUGCAAGGGGGGCGAUUAUGAGAUUUCUGAGUCAGAGAAACGGGACCUAAAGAGGAUGAAAACUCUGGAGCGGAAAGCUAAAAUGAGCGAAAUCCAGCGCUUCCACAAAGCUCAGACGAUUCAGAGACGGCUGGAAGAGAUAGAAGUGACCUUUAAAGAUCUGGAAGAGAAAGGAGUGGAGCUGGAGAGAGUUCUGAGAGGAGAGGCUGUUUCAGGUGACCCUGAAACGAUUGACCAGUGGAUUGAUCUGGUCCAGGAGAAGAACAAUCUACUCUCAGAGGAGUCUGAUCUCAUGGUGGCGUCUCGACAGCUGGAGCUGGAAGACAAACAGAGCAUGUUAGAGAUGGAGCUACGGCGAUACAUGGAAAUGGAUGAAACUGAGAAGACCCCUGAGCAGCGAGCACAGGAGGAGCGGAUCCUGCAGGAGAUGCUGGACGUGGUGGACAUGAGGGAUUCACUGGUGGCCUUCCUGGAGGAGAAGAGGUUGAAGGAAGUCAAUGACGAACUGUAGUACUGUAGGCAGCCCAGGUGCUCUGGGACUAAAACACAACACAAAUACCCACA
This is a messenger RNA of Rhinichthys klamathensis goyatoka, 3861 nucleotides long. RefSeq names its product microtubule associated monooxygenase, calponin and LIM domain containing 1 (gene mical1). The record is from RefSeq and is a predicted model, not a curated record. Lineage: Eukaryota; Metazoa; Chordata; Actinopteri; Cypriniformes; Leuciscidae. Gene Ontology annotation, molecular function: protein binding. Bases 110 to 3808 code for a protein of 1232 amino acids. The transcript has 24 exons.